CGGCGUGGCGGCGCCGCCGCGUUCGCGCUCCGCCCCGCCUCGCUGUGGUGGAAGGCGCCAUUGACGGAAGCCGGAGCCGCCGUGCCGCCGCGGCCGCCGCCACCCCCGCGCCGGGAGCGGGGCCCCGCCGCCGCCGCCAUGGACUACGGGGAAGCUGAAGACAGAGAUUGGAGAUUCCCAGAUACCCCCAUGCAUUGUGGUGUGAACAUGCCCAGUGGGUCAGUCUCAGACAUGGACCGUGAUUAUGGACAUGGAGGCUAUGGUGGCCCACGAUCCAUGGACUCUUACCUUAACCAAUCCUAUGGGAUGGAGAGUCAUGGAGGUGGAGGCGGAGGAGGUGGUGGUGGUGGUAACAGGUUUGGACCUUAUGAGUCUUACGACUCCGGGUCUUCUCUGGGUGGGCGAGAUCUGUACAGAUCUGGCUAUGGUUAUAAUGAACCCGAACAAAGCCGCUUCGGAGGUAGUUAUGGUGGUCGAUUUGACAACUCCUACCGGAAUAGCCUUGACUCUUUCGGAGGUAGAAACCAGGGCGGGUCUAGCUGGGAAGCACCUUACUCCCGUUCAAAAUUGAGGCCUGGGUUUAUGGAGGACAGAGGAAGAGAGAGUUACUCUUCCUACAGCAGUUUUUCUUCACCCCAUAUGAAGCCUGCACCUGUAGGCUCUCGGGGGAGAGGAACGCCUGCUUAUCCUGAAAGUGGAUUUGGAAGCAGAAACUAUGAUGCUUUUGGAGGACCAUCAACAGGCAGAGGCCGAGGCCGAGGACAUAUGGGAGACUUUGGAGGAAUGCACAGACCUGGAAUUGUUGUUGACUAUCAUAACAAACCCAGUCCUGCAGCAGUUGCUGCAAGAGGAAUAAAGAGAAAAAUGAUACCACAGCCCUAUAACAAACCUGGUGGGACAUUUAUCAAGAAACCCAAACUGACAAAACCGAUUUUGAAGCUGACUCAGAAAAAAUCACCUAACAUGAAGACGUCUUUCCAGGAGUCUACUAUAGAGGAUAUUGAAGUGGACACAAGUGGUGCAGUUGUUAUAUAUGAAGACUUUACAAGAGAUGCUUAUGAUCUUGGGUAUCAGACCUUUGGAGAUGCCAAAGGAGACGUCAAAAGUGAAGAAGAAGAAAAGCGACGAAUUGAGGCCAGAAGAGAGAAGCAAAGGCGCAGAAGGGAGAAAAACAGUGAAAAAUAUGGUGAUGGAUACAGAAUGGCAUUUACUUGCUCAUUUUGCAAGUUUCGAACAUUUGAAGAAAAAGAAAUUGAAUCACAUCUGGAGAGUGCAGCUCACCAGGAAACAUUGGAUCAUAUCCAAAAACAAACCAAAUUUGACAAAGUGGUGAUGGAGUUUCUUCAUGAGUGUAUGGUGAAUAAAUUCAAGAAAACAGCUAUGCGUAAGCAGCAGACAAGUAACCAAACAGAAAAUGCUCAAGCUGUUGAAAAAGACAUAAUGGAAGGGGUUACUGCUGAUGACCAUAUGAUGAAAGUUGAGACUGUUCACUGCAGUGCUUGCAGCAUAUAUGUUCCUGCAUUACACAGUUCUGUUCAGCAGCACUUAAAAUCUCCUGAUCAUACAAAAGGAAAACAAGCCUACAGAGAGCAAAUAAAAAGGGAGAGUGUUCUUACUGCUACCAGUAUCUUGAAUAAUCCAAUAGUGAAGGCACGAUAUGAACUAUACGUCAAGGGUGAAAAUCCUUUUGAAAUUAGUGAUCAGGCUCAGGAGCAGCAGACAGAAGAAGAAGACAAAGCUGAUGAGCCAGUUGAGGGGGAGGAGGAGGAAGAGGAGGAAGAGGAAGAAGAAACUGAAGAACAAACUGACUUCACUUUAGACCACACUGAAGAUAACUAAGUGCAAGAAAAUGAAGACAAAAAUCGGGGGGGGGGGGGAGAAAGAGCUUUUUAUUUCUGUUCUAAAGUGGCGAAGACUUUUUAACAGUCUCAAAUGAGAGUUGUGUAAGAUUCCCCACCCUAUGCAUGCAUUCCAUUCUGUGGAGAACUUGUUUAUAUAAUUCCUAUGUGUUUCUGAUUUUGUUUAAAAUGAAAUUAAGAUUAUUUUAGUUGAGCUUUUUAUAGCAAACUGACUGUUAGAGCCUAUUGAAACAUCGUGUUGUAUAUUUUUUUAAGCAUCCUAUUUUUUUGGUGUGUGUAUUGAAAGUUGGAUAUAAUAAGAAUUUUUGGUCUAAUCACUUGAAAAAUGUUUGUGAGGUAAAUAUUUUAAAUGCUUUAUGGUAUAAGCUUAUAAUAUUUACCUCUUAGUACAGAAUGAGUAUACUUCAAAAAUUGUGCUGUGAGUGUGGCUGUUCUUGGGACUGCAUUGCACUCUGUGUAAUAGAGUAUGUGUUAUAAUAUGCCUUGUAGCUUUUUGUGAUAAGAUGUACCAGUUUGUAGCAAUAAAAUACUUAAGAAAUGUUA
Messenger RNA from Dromaius novaehollandiae (emu), 2402 nucleotides. It is a transcript of the gene ZNF326, whose product is annotated as zinc finger protein 326. NCBI's taxonomy places the organism in Eukaryota, Metazoa, Chordata, Aves, Casuariiformes, Dromaiidae. Gene Ontology annotation, molecular function: DNA binding. Bases 139 to 1839 code for a protein of 566 amino acids. Gene Ontology annotation, cellular component: DBIRD complex; nucleus. Gene Ontology annotation, biological process: regulation of DNA-templated transcription elongation. The record is from RefSeq and is a predicted model, not a curated record. The transcript has 13 exons.